Messenger RNA from Exaiptasia diaphana, 1446 nucleotides. Its product is annotated as vesicular inhibitory amino acid transporter. Gene Ontology annotation, biological process: amino acid transmembrane transport. NCBI's taxonomy places the organism in Eukaryota, Metazoa, Cnidaria, Anthozoa, Actiniaria, Aiptasiidae. The transcript has 3 exons. Bases 88 to 1443 code for a protein of 451 amino acids. The record is from RefSeq and is a predicted model, not a curated record. Gene Ontology annotation, cellular component: vacuolar membrane. Gene Ontology annotation, molecular function: amino acid transmembrane transporter activity.
CUGAGACGGUGGAGGAGUCAGCAUUUAACGCUCCGGCUAUCCCAAAUAGAAUUGAAGUACUGACCUAUUCAGAGUGAACUUUUCGAAAUGCAAACGUUUAAAAACUGCUGGGAAACAUUACAGCCUUCUAGAUCUAGGAUACAUGAUGGUUACAAACCUGUUCAGACUGGAAUUGGUUCACAAGAAGCACACACCGAAGAGGAUUCGCAUCUUUUCCCAGCCGACGAUCAAGGAAGGGACUUGAAGAAGACGAAAGAGAUUAGUACUUGGAAAGUUGUUUUCAAUCUCUUCAACUACAUGGAAGGUGCUGGUUUUCUUGCUCUUCCCUUUGCUAUCUACCAAGGUGGUAUUUCAGCUGUAGUCGGAUUUUUCGUCAUUCCAAUUUUACUCGGAUACACUGCAAAUCUUCUGAGUGAAUGUUUGGACGAUGAAUGCGAAAACGGCGAAACAAUAAGAAAAAGAURGACUUAUCAGGGUAUUGCACGAGACUGCUGGUCUGGAAUGGAAUACGUAGUGUUAACCUUGAUCAGCGUUAUCAUUAUUUUUGAUGAAGCCUCAUACAUAGCAUUAUGUGCAUCUCUCAUGUCGGAGCAGUUUCCACACUUGACAAAGUUUCACUGGGCAUGUCUUGGGACGUUAGUUGUAUCACCGACUGUAUUCCUUAAGCAGUUUUCUAACAUUGCAUGGAUUAGUUUGGUUGGCAUUAUAGCACUAACUAUAACUGCAUUGAUGGCACUUUAUUUUGAGUUCCAACAAAUUCAUAAGUGGUAUUUCCAUUUGCUACUAUUCUGGGACACUCGCGGUGUUUUCAUGUCUCUUUCAAUCUUGCUAUUCAGCUAUAGCAUUCAUCCUGCCUUGGUUUCAAUGUUAGCAGAAGUCUCUGACAAGUCUCGAUGUAAAGUGGCUUUAUCCUGGACAUUCUCGCUUGGGAUGUUAUUCAAACUAGUGUUCGGGUUAUCAGGAUUUCUUACCUACACGAGGAAUACCAAUGAAGUCAUCAUCAAUAAUCUUCCAUCGGGAAUUAUACCUGAAAUUGUUACCACGUUUUUCGUUUUAAGUAUUCUUCUUACAUUUCCUGUUCCAGUUGAAGUUGUUGUCAGGAACAUAGAGCAGUCAUUUUUUCAUCGGAUGCUGUCUACAUUAAUAAAUCCGGUAGUGUUGAUGGUAGGGGUUCGAGUCUUGCUAGUUUUGAUGAUUUUCACAUUAUCAGUUUUGGUGCCUCACUUUGCCUUGAUAACCUCUUUGAUUGGGGGGCUUUCUCUCUGGAUAACCCUUAUUUUUCCAAUUGUGUUUCACUUAAAGUUAAAAUAUCAUCGAUUGUCUAGACUUCGAAUAUAUGUUAGUGUGAUUGGGAUAAUCUUAGGCAUAAUCUGGUUUGUAUGUAGUCUAGCAUUGACCAUCUUUUCUAUUAUCAAUGUGGAAAUGAAUGAAAACACUGAAUAAACA